AUGGGAGGACACUCGGUUCUAUGUGCUGAUGGUCUCAUCACACCUGAAUCUUCACAUUUGAUGCAAGGUGCUGAGGAUGCAGGAUCCUCAGGGGGGAGUUCUUACUCUCACAGAGUUGUUCCGUCAAUCUCUGGUGAGGAAGAAGAAGAACCAGAAGCUGGAUUUGAAGAAGAGCCAUUAGUUCAAACUGUGGAAUGCCGAAUUGAAAAUUUGAAGAUUCCUUGUAGUUGUAGUGGUAGCUUGAAGCCACUGAAUAUUGAUAUCAGUGGUGCUUGUGCAUGGAGAUAUAAUUUGCGAGAUCUGUCAUCAACCCUACCACCUGGAUAUACUGCUCCACCACUGCCUCCUCCCUCUGAAGAAACUGUCAUUGACAUCAGUGGUGGCUGGACAGUGGCUGGCACUCAGCUCAAUUUAAAUGACCCUCGACUUCUUUCGAUGGCUAUCACAGAACGCCAUCUUCAAGAGGCUAACCAUGACGAAUAUGUUGAUGCAAGUGCUAGUGGAGCUGCAUUUUGUCGUUCCGCUGCUUUGUUUUUAAUGGCCCUCCUCUUACUGAGGCAUGCUUUUGAAAAUGGCGAAGGUGAUGACGAGGAUGUUUCCGCUUUUUUCUCUCUCUUUUUGCUCCGUGCUGCUGGUUUUCUUUUACCUUGCUUCAUCAUGGCUUGGGGUAUCAGUAUAUUGCAGCGUCGAAGACAAAGACAGGAUAGAGGUUUUGCUGGUUUUCAUAAAUUCUCAGAAGGCUAUUAACAUGUGUAUCUUCAUUCUUGCAAUUCUAGUGAUAUAUGUUUAUGCAUAAUGCAAAAGGCUUGUGCAAAAUGAUGUGUGUGUUUGAAUAAUAUUUAUACAUUAAUGCCUUGCGAAGCGCUGGGCCCAUGCAUUUGUAAUUUAAAAACUAGUCUAAAGUUGGAGUAGUUAUCGCUUA
This is a messenger RNA of Solanum tuberosum (potato), 922 nucleotides long. RefSeq lists its product as uncharacterized. NCBI's taxonomy places the organism in Eukaryota, Viridiplantae, Streptophyta, Magnoliopsida, Solanales, Solanaceae. Bases 1 to 747 code for a protein of 248 amino acids. Gene Ontology annotation, molecular function: ubiquitin-protein transferase activity. Gene Ontology annotation, biological process: protein ubiquitination. Gene Ontology annotation, cellular component: membrane. The record is from RefSeq and is a predicted model, not a curated record. The transcript is spliced from 7 exons.